AUGGGACUAGCAUACAACAUCUACCUCAACUCCAAGCGCGUCUAUGGCUGCAAGAACUGCAAGACACACCUCUCCAACCACGAUGAUAUCAUAAGUCGAAACUUCCGCGGCCAGCACGGCAAAGCCUACCUCUUCGACUCAGUCGUCAACAUCAUCCAGGGCGAACAAGCGGAGCGAAACAUGACGACCGGCCGACACAUCGUGCGGGACAUCAGCUGCCGGCAGUGCAAGGAGACGGUCGGCUGGAAGUACGACAAGGCGUACGAGGCUGCGGAGAAAUACAAGGAGGGCAAGUACAUCCUCGAGGCCGAGCUGCUCUGCAAUGUGAAUUAG
Molecule: messenger RNA, 333 nt
Organism: Coniosporium apollinis CBS 100218
Lineage: Eukaryota; Fungi; Ascomycota; Dothideomycetes
Exons: 2
Coding region: 1-333 (110 amino acids)
Cellular component (GO): ubiquitin ligase complex
Source: RefSeq, a predicted model, not a curated record